AGCAACCCUUGGCCGAGUUAUGCCCGGGUUCACCUUCAGUAAGCGUCGUCCGAAAGUCUGCGUUUGUCCCGCGAAAUAAACCCACGGAGCUUAAGCUGCGACUCACAGAUGGCGCACCAAUGCUGUGGCGCGAUCAAUUCUCAACUCCCGAGCGUUUAUGGGAACGCACGGCGCUGGCGCCGGUGCCGGUUCGCGGCCCCCAAAGAGUUCGGCGCGACGCUCCCGGACCAGAGCUCCGUGCAACGGCGAUAUCUCUCGCGACGAGCGCCGAGAAGAGGAAUUUUGCAGGAGGCGCGUUUUCUCCUCGCCCUUUUUUUUUUUUUCGCCCUCCAUCUGUGAGCUCAAGUCACCCUUCAUCUCUUCAGGUGUCACGAUGCUAUCGAAUAUUGGAGAAAGCGCCUGCUGAAAGUGCCGGCGUGUGAAAAGCGUUGUGUACGCUUUUUUUUUUAAAUCUGUGUAUGUAUGCAGUGCGCGAAACUUUAAGCGCUGUCCUGCCUUGGCUCCUCGCGUGAACUCACCAGUGUGUGGCGUGGGAAAUGUCGCCAAAGUGGCUGCGGGAUGGUGCGCGGGGCCAGUGAUGCCCUGCGACGUGAAUUCGCACUGCUGAGGAUUAUCGCGCUCGUUCAAGGGAUACAUCGGAUCGUGUGAAUUCGUAGUUCUACUCUGGGCUUUUGCGUCUCGUGUCAUUUGGUUACAGCGUCCUUUUUUUAUCUGCGCUUCUGUCUGGCGCCAUUCACUGUGCGGCAUGUCGCGAGAUGCAUAUCUUGCAUGUGCACUUGGUAUUGGUUCGUGAACCGCGCUUUAGUUUCGGUUGAAAGUUUGAAAAUCAGUUCAGGCAGAAGCGUGACUGUAUAUAUCUGCCGGUCGACAUUGGACGAAGUUUGCGCGCUCGCAUAAGCAUGUAGAUUGGUAGAAAAGUGCACAAGAGGCGGCAAAAAAAGUAACUGUGUUAGUCUCCUUAUCGUGUUUCCUCGAGCAGGUGUCAUAGUUCUUAGCCCAACGGUCUCUGUGCCGGGAUGUAGCUGACGAGAGGACUGCAGAGAAGCCGCCCCACAGUGGCAGGCCCCCAUGGGGCCUAGUGCAUCGUCGUCUCGGUGUGCGGGAUGGCAUCAGCGUCUUCAGCGACGUGCGUUGUCGCCGCCUGCUGUGGAUAUCGGCCAAGCUGGACGACAACGGAUAUUCGCGGACCCACUUCCUCGAACUGGCGUCGGCGUCGACCGCGAGCGCUGAACACGGCGAACGUUGUGGUGCUGGCAGCGCUGGCGCUCGUCUUGGGCGCGCCGGAAGUGUCGUCGAUGCAUUCGAGAGGCACUUCGAAGCGCCUCGUCGCGCGCGAAGGCCACCAGACGGAGUUGCCGUGCGACCUGCGCGACGCCCUGUCAAAUGACUCGCUCGCUUUCGUGCACUGGUACCACGCCCCCGAGCGCGAGCUUCACAGCGGCUCCCCCGGCGCUGCCUCCUCGCUGGGAUACGGUUUCCGUGCAGCCAUGGCCAGCCGCGAGCCCAUCUACACGGUGGAUUUCGGGCCGGACCCGGCGCUCAGCAGGGAGACAACUGUCGGAGCCGCGGGUGGCAACGGUGCCGCGGGAGGAAGCGCGGGUGGACGAGGGAAUAACUUGCUGCAGGUGAGCCGCUCAGCAGGACAAGGAUGGGUGGGGCGUGCCUACUUUUCCAUCAUCGGCCACCCGGCCAGUCUCAAGGUCAACAGUGUACGCUUCGAGGACGCCGGUAUGUACACGUGCACGGCAGUGUACCGGGACGGCGCCCGCAGGAACUCGACGGUGCGGCUUCAUGUCGUCGCACCGCCUGAGCCGCCAGUGAUACGAGACGGUGAAGGCAACGAACUUCGAGGGACGAUUGGUCCGUUCAAUGAGGGCAGCACUCUGGCGUUGGUGUGCGUCGUCUAUGGCGGAAAACCCAAGCCAACACUUGUGUGGAGCGGCAUGCCGGACGGGAUGAUGGCCGAGGUGCGCCCCUCGUCCGAAGCACAGCUCACCACCUCGACGCUUCUCAUUCACUCGUUGAGGAGGGAGGACCUGCGUUCGACGCUCUACUGCACAGCGUUCAACAACAUAUCGUCGCCAGCCGACACAUCCGUCACGCUGGACCUCAACCUGCGUCCCACAUCGGUGAAGAUCAGGCGUACCGAGAUCCCAAUCUCGGCAGGCCUGCCAGCCGAGAUUGCCUGUGAAGUGUGGGGCUCUAGGCCCCCGCCUGUGGUCACCUGGUGGAAGGGUCUGAGUGAGCUCAAUCACACAUUCGUCUACCUGUCGACGGACGGCAAUAUGACCACGAGCGUGGUGUCUUUUACCCCCUCGAGAGACGACCAUGGCUCCAGCCUCGCCUGCCGCGCCAAGAACCCGACCAUGACGGAGAGCGUGGAGGAGGACACGUGGACCAUGGAUAUCCAGUACAAACCGAAGAUAUCGCUCCAGCUGGGCACCAAGCUAAGCCUGGACAACAUCCAGGAGAACAACGACGUGUACCUGGAGUGUCGCGUGGAUGCCAAUCCUCCGGUAGACGAAGUGGCCUGGCAGUUCAACGCGCAAGAGCUGCAGGCCUCGGAGAACGUGCUCGUCUCCAAGAACUUCUUGGUCAUCCAGCGAGUGCAGACGCUCCACUCGGGCCUGUACUCGUGCAGCGCUGCGAAUGCCGAAGGUCGGACGCAGGGCGAGACGCUCCAGCUGCGCGUUCAGCACGCCCCCUUGUGCAAGGCCAACCAGCACGUGGUGUAUGCCGCGUCACGGCACCAGGAGGUCGAGGUGCAUUGCGAGGUCGAGGCAGACCCGAGCAAUGUGACGUUCGAGUGGCGCUUCAACAGCACGCUCCAACAGCGGCCCCUCAAGAGCUUCUGGGCGGAGGGCACGCACAGCGUCGCCCGAUACAUCCCUCACAGCCACACAGAGUACGGGACCCUACUUUGCACGGCGUUCAACCGCAUUGGAAAGCAGCGACAGCCGUGCGUCUUUCAUGUCGUCCAAGCAGCAGGUCCUCCGGGGCCCGUAGAGAACUGCUCCAUCACAAACCAGACCGAGGGAUCGCUACACCUUGAGUGCCAGGCGGGCUCGGACGGACACCUGCCGGCCCACUUCGUGCUCUCCGUGCAUGAUGUGCUGACAGCCACUGUGUCUGCUAACUUCACUGCCGACAAACCAGACUUUUGGGUUCACGACCUCCUUCCCGGCGUAGAGUAUUUCCUGGUUGUAUCAGCUGUGAAUGAGCGCGGCCGCAGCCCCGAGCUCACCAUUCUGCCACCUAUCAUGCCUCUAGUAGGGAAGCUCACCAAGUCGGGCAGCGCGGCGAAAAUCUACUCGAACGUCUUGCUCCUCGCGGUGGUCGUGGGUGUGGCCCUACUCUGCCUGUUGCCACUCAUCGUGCUUGCGGUGGUGAAGCUGAGAAGAAGUGAUUUCUUCAACAAGCGUCGAGCGGCCAAGAAAGACGCUACGGAGACAGACGCUUGCCCAUCUACAACGACCGCAAGUACGCAAGAGGCCAUGCAGCUGCAAAUUUCCUCCGUUUACCCGAAGGAAGACAACCAAGUUUGGAUCGUCAAGAAGAGCACCGGCCUAUGAGCAAGGGGCGCACUGCAGCCGCACUGUCCCCAGCCUGCAAAUUGACGCAAUAGAACGCCAGCAGGAGGCAGGCACACCGGAGUGCCAUAUCUCGCCUGAUUGUUCGCUUUCAUUGACACUCUUUCAUCGCUGCAUAAGAAGAAAUCAGCACCUGUAAAGUCUGUGUCUCCAAAAAUGAAAUGAAGAAGCUCCAAGUUACCGGCUGCGCUCAUCGAAUCAUUCGCCUGAGCAAGCUUCUUUUCUUGGUUAUUUCAUUUUUUAAAUAUUUUUUUAUCGAGUUGUGAGACAAACAUGAACAUUAGACCGCGUUACGGACGUGCUGACCACGUGUUAUGAACGGCCUGAACGGCGCGAGUGAUGACUUACGAUCAGUAAAAGUGGACAUGUUGGAAAGCUGAUGCUAUUGUGUAUGGUCACUCUACACGCCCUUCUUUAUUUGAAUCUUCCUUCCCGUGUGUCCUUUUCUGCAAUCAACUGAAUUAACAAGUGGAAACGGUGCCCUGCCAAAGAGGCGCGGCCCCUGCUCAAGUGUGUGUGUGUGUGUGUGUGCCGCGAGAAAACUGGAAAAAAUUGGGCAGUGCUGCAAAGAUUCGCCUACGAGUGCUGUUUCAGACACGGUAGCUUGUGCAUUCCCAUGUCGUCGGAAAUAGAUGUGCUCGUCCUUGAAAAUUCAGAGACUCGGACACGCGGAAGCUUUCCUGCUGAACGACUGACAAUUUGUUCGUACAUACCUGUGUCAUCAACCACAAGUGACACGGACACAUCGAUACUCAUAGAGACUUGCGGCGUGUCGUACAAGCUCGCAUUGCCAUACCGUAAAGCAGAAGACAGAAUAAAUGCUUCAUAAUGUGCGCUGCUCACUGAAAAAUGUGUCGUGUACACAAACUAUGAUGGAAGAGUCUGAAGCGAGCAAGCGAAGAAAAAAAGCGUAAUCGUAAGAUUUGGAGCAUAAAGGCAGUAUAUUAUUGAAGCCGUCAAAAGUGGUACAGUCAACUGAAAGGAAACGUCUGCCACGAACAACAAAGGUCGUCGCCUGUGCCGUAUGGCUAAUGAUCGACGCUUAAAAAAUGGUCCGAGAAAUGUUAUUUUUAUAUGCCUGCGGUCUGUACCCUCGCCAAUCUCCUAGCGUCUGUGAAGCUCGCCAGACUAUUUUGCCUGAUCACAGCAGGCGACUAAAUUUCCAUGUGCCCCUUCUUUCCUCACCAGUGUGCGGACAAGUGUGUUGAUAUUUGCCGUUGAGACAUGGACGUUGCCGUCACUCUCAUCACCACGUUAUAGUUAUCGUUACAUGAGCGCGCUUAUCGUUAGAUUUUGCCCGUGAUGUGAAACCUUUAAAAACCAAGGAACGCGUCAGGAAUGUAGGAAGUUGAACGCGAGAAGGAAAAUAAAGAAAAUCUGCACAUGUGUCCAGCAACCCAUGUGUGUCGUUUUGACGUGAGUUCGGUUGCUUAUUGUGCUGGACAGACGCGUAUUUAAUCUAUAUUAUAUUUAUACGCAGAAUGUGCCACACAUGUUCGUUCUCACCUCCCUACCUUUAUGUUUGGUUUCAUGUUGAAAUCGUUGACAAUAAAGUGCAAGUUGACUUUCAGAUUGCCA
Messenger RNA from Dermacentor andersoni, 5168 nucleotides. Its product is annotated as neural cell adhesion molecule 2-like. NCBI's taxonomy places the organism in Eukaryota, Metazoa, Arthropoda, Arachnida, Ixodida, Ixodidae. The record is from RefSeq and is a predicted model, not a curated record. Gene Ontology annotation, molecular function: protein binding.